AUGACAGGGGCUAAUGCACACUCUCGCUCACCUUCUGGGUCGUCAACUGAAGAAGCGCAGGCUACGAACUGCUUAGGCGACAAAAGAGAGGUGGUAAAUUCUUGUGAAGGUUUUGUAGCUGAUACGACCAAGCCACAACAAAUGUUACAGAAGAGCGCUGCAUUAUUUUGUGAUAUUGAGAAAGAGCUGCAGCCUACAAAUCAGCCGCAACAGACAAAGGUCACGUCUCCACCAAAGCAACAGCAGCAGCAAAAUAUUGCAUCGUCUCCAGGGCAGAGUGCUGGCAGGAUGCAAUCGUCAUCAGAGACAGAGCUAGGUGCCGUAUACACGCCGUCGCACAUCACGAUUACUCGUGUGGAUGGCCAGAUGAAGCGCACGGUAUCAGUGACGGAAGUAAUGGACCAGCUUCUCCGAUACACGCAGCAGAAUACGCAGCUGCUUGCGGUGCAAGAACAACUUGGGCACGCAAACCGCAAUUUGCAGGACCAAUUACAGCGCAGCGCUGAAAUAAUUAGUGGUCUGCAGAAUGAAGUAACAAUAUUUCGACAAAUGUGUCUGAAUUUGCAGGCUGAAGUUUCACUUCUGCGUUCGAACACCGCCGUACAGAUCGCUCCAGAUGCUAGUAGCAAUCCCCAGUUACAAUAUCAUCGCCCGCCGCCUGGCAUGUCCUAG
Plasmopara halstedii is the source of this 672-nucleotide messenger RNA. RefSeq lists its product as uncharacterized. Lineage: Eukaryota; Oomycota; Peronosporomycetes; Peronosporales; Peronosporaceae. The transcript has 6 exons. The record is from RefSeq and is a predicted model, not a curated record. Bases 1 to 672 code for a protein of 223 amino acids.